Messenger RNA from Aspergillus oryzae RIB40, 618 nucleotides. RefSeq names its product Mic19 family protein. The coding region runs from base 1 to 618 and encodes 205 amino acids. NCBI's taxonomy places the organism in Eukaryota, Fungi, Ascomycota, Eurotiomycetes, Eurotiales, Aspergillaceae. The record is from RefSeq and is a predicted model, not a curated record. The transcript has 3 exons.
AUGGGCGCCGGUAGCUCCAAGCCUGACGCUUCGGCGGGCUCGAAACAUGUUUUUUCGAGCAGUGGCCCCGUCGAGUUCUCAUCUAACCUCGUUGACCACCUCCAAUCCAACACCGAGACGGACGCCUCCCGUGCAAAGAGCAUCGAACUCCAGAUCCAGGCCCGCGUAGCCCAAGAGCUCGAACGUCUCCGUCAACGCGAGCAGCAGACCAUUGCUGAGAUCGAGAAGCGCAUUGCGGAAUCCAAAGACACUGCUCCCUCGUCGUUCUCUUCCACACCAAACAUCAGCUACCCUCCUGGCUCGCUGAACCUGGAUGCUCCCCGGAUCCCCUUCGCGGGCCGCGAAUACACUCCUGCCCCUGUCCCCGAUGCGCAGCCCAUCAACCGUGAUGUGUCCCGUGACUCGGUAAACACCGAAAUCGAGGAACUGCGUGCUAAGCUUGAGGGCCGGAGAAAGUUGGUUCAGAUUGAUGAGAGCGUUGAGAAGGCCAAGUCAAAUGUCGUGAGCUGUUUGCGCUUGAAUGACCGCCGGCCUUUGGAUUGCUGGCAGGAGGUUGAUGCGUUCAAGAGGGAGGUUGCUAAGCUUGAGGAAGCGUUCGUAGACCGGGUCGUUGGUUAG